GUAUACCAUUUUUUAAAAUUAUUAUUUAAAUGUCUCUAUUAUCCUUGCCUUAAUUUAAAAGGUCAAAUAAUUUGACGUCAAUACUAUUGACGAAAUACUGUGCGUAUAUGUACCGCUUGUCACAUUUUAUUGAGGACACUGCUGUUUCGGCGGGCGGCCAAUGUUAAUUCCGAGAGGAGAUGAUUCCUGCCACGGUCUAGAUCGGACCACAAAAUGACAGAAAACGAGCGCCCCCACCUCCAAACAGUGACGACACCGCCGACGGAUUUAUGAAGAGCUUGUUUCAGGAAGAAGUUGGCGCCCCCGCUGCAAAAACAGUUAGCUUGUAGGCUAACUGAGAAAACAAUGAAAUUUCGUCUGUUUAGGAUUUUUGCGCACAAUUGGAUUUGAACAUUUGGAAAAUAAGCGACAUGGAAUUCAAUGUUCCCCUGUCAUCACUGGCCCUCCUGGUCCCACCACUAAGGCUGAUGUCAGCAGUGAUGUGGGAAGUGGUUCGCCAGAGGAACAUCAAGCAUUAUGGGAAGCUGGAGGAGUUUGUAUCCAUGGUUACAGACGCAGUUCCGGAGCUCAUGAGUAAAAGAGAGGGGAGACUCUUGUCAUUGGGCCUAAGGGCCAGGACCACUCUUGAAUUGUUGCGUUCUGAGCACCCAGAUGAUCUCAAAGCUGUUGAAACACACCUCAAUAGGAUCCGAUCAACUUGCAUUGAGGAGACAAAUGAUCCGAUAAUUGAAGCACCAGAGGCCAACUUCAUGAAGCUCGUGCAAGGCCUUAUUGAAGAUACUGAUGGCAGAGAACAUUUCCUCAAGAACGUGUUUCCAGUGGAGUAUGGCCCCGACUUCGACACGGCACUGGAGACGUUAGUUUGUGAAUUCUUCACUAGACUGGAAGAGCUUCUGCCAGUCCCAGAUUAUAAGCAGACUGCUUCUUGGCUUAGUGCUGCCCCUUCUGUUCUUGAGGAGUACAUACAGUGUGUAUCAACAGGGGAAGACCUCAAAUUUCUCCUCCAAAACAAAGAGUGUCAUGGAAAAUUGGGCAAAAAUACUAUUGCUCCUUUUCAGUCAGAUGAUCUUCUUAUCCCGUCGCUGUCUCUACCACCCUCUUUGGAAGUGGCCAUCGCAUCCCACCCGAGCGCUUGUGAUGAUGACCACAAUGUUCCUCAGAUAGUCAUGUUUGAUGAGGAACUGUCCACAAAUCCUUCCACAUCAAACGACUUCCCAGAUUCUCCAAAAAGACCUGAUAUCUCCUCAUCUCCUUGUCACAGACCGCAGGUAGUGACACACAAAUGUUCUGAAUGUGGCAAAUGCUUCAAGCAUCAUUCUGUCCUGGUGGAGCAUCAGAGAGUCCACAGCGGCUUACAGCCAUAUAACUGCUCCGAAUGUGGAAGGGCUUUCAGAACGGCCACGCUGCUGGCCGGCCACAGGCUGCGCAAAUGCAAAAACGCUGCAUACCUCUGCAUAAAAUGCGGUAACAGCUUUCCCUCAUCCUUGGACAAAUUCCGACAUCCCUGCCCUAAACGAGGACGUAACUAUAAUUGCGAGCACUGCAAAAAGACGUUCCAAAAGUCCAGCAGCUUGAAGGAACACCUCCUCACGCACGUUCAGAGCCGCCUUUUCAAGUGCAGCCAUUGCGGCGUUGGUUUUUCCGGCAUCGGCGACCUAAAGUAUCAUCAGCAGGUUGAUCAUGACAAGCCCUACCAAUGUAAGCAAUGCGGAAAAAGCUUCAUCUCCUCCAAGUGUCUGUUGAAACAUCAACAGCGCCACGAUGAGAUCAGCGAGAUGGAGGCCGCCAAAUUACUGAGCGGAGGUAAACACAGGAAAUGUGGCGCCUCUCAUCGUGUUUCGGCCUACAAAUCGGCCUACACUCGGGGACGGGUCACUCACAACUGUCCGCUGUGCGGAAGGAGCUUCAAGUAUCGCUUUGAGUUUCUAGAACACCAGAGAUUUCACACAGCUGUUAAGCCUUACAAAUGCUCCCAGUGCGGCAAAGCGUUCCGCACGGAAGCUCACUUGUCUGGCCACAGGAAGAGGAAAUGCAAGAACGCCGCUCACAUUUGCACCAAGUGCGGCUGUCAGUUUAGGUCUGUGCACGAGUGUGUCAGGCACCAGUGCGUACAGCUGCUGACCAAAUACGAGUGUUCUCACUGCGGAAAGACCUUCAAGAUGGCCCAUUUGCUGAGAAACCAUCAGAUGACUGAACAUCAGCUCCCCUAUAGCCCCAACCAUCGCUUCAGGUGCCGAUACUGUGACGAAACUUUCCCAGGGAUCAGUGAGCUUAAGUAUCAUCAACGGGUCGACCACGAGAAACCGUACCAGUGUCAAGAAUGCGGCAAAUGCUUCUUGUCCGAAAAGUGCUUGUCCAAUCAUGAGUUGCGCCAUAACGACGACAGGCCCGAGAGCUGCCCAGUCUGCGGCCGCGGCUUCCGAAACCGCUACGACUUGAAGCAGCACAUGCGCACUCAUACAGGAGAGCGACCCUACCAAUGCACUCACUGCUCACAGUGCUUCUCCACGGCCGGAGGCUUACGGAGUCACACUCGAGUUCACACUGGCGAAAAGCCUCACGUGUGCCCGGAUUGCGGCAAGGCUUUCUCCCAGAUGGGCGCGAUGCGUACCCACCGGCUCACUCACACUGGCGAGAGGCCAUUCAAGUGCACGGUGUGUGGCAAAGGCUUCACGAUGGCGCACAAGGUGACGGUGCACAUGCGCGUCCACACCGGAGAACGGCCAUACGUGUGCUCUCAGUGCGGGAAGGCCUUCUCUGAUGGUAGCGUACUCAAGCAGCACAUGCUCAACCACUCAGGUGUACGACCUUUCCACUGCCAGAUCUGUCCCAAGACCUACACCUGUCUCAACCACCUAAGGAGGCACCUCAAAAGUCACUCGAGCAUGAACUGACUCUGACGUUGACAGGGAUCAGUGAAACCUGUUAAAACUCAUUGAUAUUUGCACACCUUGUGAUCCGCCAGCCGGAGUGUUUUACCCAAGCUUGGAUGCCAUUUCUCUGUGACAUUAAGCUCCAAAGUAUAUAUUUAGAGGAGUUUUCAGAUUUUGCACCAAAACUGUAAUGCAAUGUAUCCCUAUAAUGGUUAAGGACUUCAAAUUAAAUUUACCAUAUUUUUCGGAAUAUAAGUCGCACGGCAGUAUGUCGCACUAGUCAAUAAUUGCGCAAUGAAAAAGAAACGAAACCCGAGUUCGACUGGAGUUUAGGCCAUGUGUUUGGGGGUGAAUUAUAUUUCAUCAGAGACCAAGAAACUUGAAACUUUUUACAUCAUAGUGUUAACAAUAAAAUUAAGAAUAAGAAGCUAAAUAGGCCUCUGCUAACAUAACCUAUUGGUAGUCAGCUAACUACAGCCUAAACAUUAUAACUUGUUUACCAAACUUUCCAAAUCCAUUGAAAUCUUUAGUAUCACCUCUGAGUAACUGCAAAUGCUAGACGCGCCCUUCUUACGUCAGACAAACUAUAAAUGUGGCCUAUAGUCUGGAAAAUACGGUACUGUCCUUUACAGCAGCAUACACUAGAGGGCAGUAGCUACAUUUUGAUACUUCGGAUCCUGGUUUACAUUGGCGGGAAUCGAGGAUUACACUGUUUAUCCUUGAAUGGCUUGCUUAUUUUUAAAUCUUCACUGAUAGACGAGUGUGUGAUUGCUUGCUGAUGUAUCACAAGUUCAUCUGGCCCAUUUCCUGCUAUUGCAGUUGUUUGGCAUGUGUCGGAAUCUUGAUUGGACUGCCACUUCCUGCAGUUCUGACUGGCGCCCUGUUGCAUCUGCCAGCAGAAUAAACUGAAGAAAACCAAUCACUUUUAGUCAUUUUAGCAUCGACUCGCAUGAAAAAUAAGGCUUUCACAGGAAUUGUAACCAUCACCAUGAAUAAUCUCUUCCAUCUGUGGUUUUUUUAUAAGGAGAAAAAAAUGUUCUCAUUUUUUCCCCCGCUUACUUGUUUCUAUUCAUAUGUUCCACUGAACAGUAGUUACUUCUAAAUCAUUAUUUCAUCAUCAUUUUCAAACUUAAUCCCUGUUUAUAAUAAAGCGGUACUGUGUUCAGCCAUUUUCUUGUCCCAUAGUCUCUGAUGUGCUACUCAUCCUGUCUGCUUAAUGUCAGGUUCCUGUGGAAAUUCAUUUUCUCUGCCAAAUACAAUGUCCAGAAACGGCCUUCCUGAGUUUUAAAAUGUUGGCCUACAUGUUGUGUUUUUUACUUUUAGGGGCACCCCAGGUUCCUAGUUUGCCUGGAGUAAUGAUAAUAACUGCCUUCCUCGUGCUUGUAAAGACGCACUCCAUUUUACCUUUUGAGCGCCAUUUGUUACGUAACUGAAAACAAAACCAACUUUUAAUUUCUCUAUUAAAUGAGAGUUGACUGUUGAUUAAAGAGAAAUGUGUAUGGAGACAUUCUGAAACACAGGCAUCACAAUUUAUACAUGCUGCCAUAAAACUGAUUUAUUAUGAGGACUGGCUCGUAAACACAGAUCAUUACCAGAUGUCCCCCCCCAUCUUCUCCCUCCUUACAUCUGCUCACUGAGAGCAACUGUGUGUCUCCAAGAAAAGUGAGCUCAGUGGAAAGAAUGAGUUCAAGACAGUCUCAUCACACAUACAUACAUGUCCACAGCAACUAUGAAACAUCCAUCCUACUCGACACCAAGCCAAUUUAACCCAAGUUUUCUACUCUUCUUAAGGAGUGCCUGCCCCAUGGAAUGCUUCUAAUAGUAGUGCUCACGUGGGUCCAGAAUUGGAGAACUUCUGUGUUUCUAAAUGCACAAAAAAAAACUUUACCUCACUGUUGUCUGCUACAUGUAAAAUUAUAAUUAUAGUUGAUUUGAUAUUAAGAAUAUUUGGCAAAUUAUCGGUAACGGGCAAAUACGUACUAAUAUUAGCUUUUUCUCAGGAGUAGUUAUAUAGGUGUUAUCUCGAAUCUUGCUAUUUCUUCUGACAAAGCGGACAAACUUUGUGAAUAGGUCAAGAAAAAACAUCACGUAUGACAGUUGCAUGAGGUAGACUAAGGUAGACUUUAAAUCAAGGCAACUAUUGUGUGAUAACAUGAAAAUAGGAUUUCUCUAGCCAUUCUUUUGGAAAAUUGACCUAAGUCUAGUGUAUCGUGAUUCAUUGCUUUCUUUUUUUCUUCUACUACGAUUUAUGUUAACAGGGUUGUGUGUACUGUACGUUGUGGGAAACGUGCUCCAUUAUCAAUAGUAUUUGAAUUAUGUUUAUUAUAACAAUUGUUUCCACAGUUACAAGACCGCAAUAUUACCGAAAAAAUGUAAUGUACAUAAAAUUAGUUUUUAUGUCAGAUUCACUUGGGUCACUGGUGGGCGUGGGCAAUAGAAAAAUGGCAUUGGCUACACUGUACUCAUUUGAAAUAGUUUAAGCAAUGUAUUUUCUCUUUUUAUGUAUACUAGGAAACAAUGUUUUAUUUGAUGGUUGUUUAACAAUUUCAUGCACUAUUAAAGAUAUAUAUGGCGGAAAACACUCAGGUGACUUGAAGUUCUGCUCUGAGACCCACAAUUUGGCCAAAUUUCAAAAUUUUCCUAUACAAGUAUAUUUUAGAUUCAUACAAUACAAAAAAAAGUCAACCUUCAAUUAAUUAUGUCAGCUAUGCACUCAAUACUUGGUCGGGAAUCCUUUUGCAGAAAUGACUGCUUCAAUGCGGCAUCGCAUGGAGGCAAUCAGCCUGUGGCACUGCUGAGGUGUUAUGGAGGCCCAAGAUGCUUCGAUAGCGGCCUUAAGCUUAUCUACAGUGUUGGGUCUGGUGUCUCACAACGUCCUCUUCACAAUAUCCCACCCACAAUAUUCCAAAAUUCUCUAUGGGGUUCAGGUCAGGAGAGGUGGCAGGCCAAUUGAGCACAGUAAUGCCAUGGUCAGUAAACCAUUUACCAGUGGUUUUGGCACUGUGAGCAGGUGCCAGGUCGUGCUAAAAAAAUAAUCUUCAUCUCCAUAAAGGUUUUCAGUAGAUGGAAGCAUGAAUUGCUCCAAAAUCUCCUGAUAGCCAGCUGCAUUGACCCUGCCCUUGAUAAAACACAGUAGACCAACACCAGCAGAUGACAUGACACCCCAGACCAUCACUGACUGUGGGUACUUGACACUGGACUUCAGGCAUUUUGGCAUUUCCUUCUCCCCAGUCUUCCUCCGAACUCUUGCACCUUGAUUUCAGAAUGACAUGCAAAAUUUGCUUUCAUCUGAGAAAAGUACUUUGGACCACUGAGCAGCAGUCCAGU
Messenger RNA from Corythoichthys intestinalis (scribbled pipefish), 6200 nucleotides. RefSeq names its product zinc finger protein 345-like. The transcript has 7 exons. NCBI's taxonomy places the organism in Eukaryota, Metazoa, Chordata, Actinopteri, Syngnathiformes, Syngnathidae. The coding region runs from base 411 to 2894 and encodes 827 amino acids. The record is from RefSeq and is a predicted model, not a curated record.